Schistosoma mattheei is the source of this 1175-nucleotide messenger RNA. NCBI's taxonomy places the organism in Eukaryota, Metazoa, Platyhelminthes, Trematoda, Strigeidida, Schistosomatidae. The record is from the annotation of a GenBank genome assembly.
GUACAACCAGCUAUAGGCCUACAUAUAUUAUGAGUUAGACUUAUGUCAGACUUGAAAUGUACACAUUUUACCGUGACAAACUGUUGAACAGUACCACAUUCAUUUAUUUCAAAUCUUAGAAAAAAUAUUGUUUUUAGACCCAAGUUCCCGUCAAAAUAAUUGAUUGUCAUUAAUUAAAAGUGUGUCCAUAAACGUAUCUCAGAUAUCAUUCUUGAAUAUAUUUGUGUCGAAGAUUCAACAUUUCUUGUUAGGUCUUUAUGAAAUGGAGUAUUCCCACUUCUUUGUUGGAAAGACAAACUAGGAUAUCACUGAAUAAAGAGUGCGAUAGAAAUACAGUGAAAACAGAUGAUAAUUUACAAGCUAAUUCUACAGUUGUUGUAGCUGAUUCAAUGGUACAAAAGAAAAAAAAUCUAGUGAAAUGUAUGGAAACAUUGGAUGAUUCUUCGAUGACACUAAAAAAGAAGUCUGAUUCGAAGGAGAACCUAAUUCAGAAAAACACAACUUCUACAUCCAGUAAUGAUUUCGCAUCAAAAGAUCCAAUAUCCACUAUUAUGUCACCAAAGGCUGAACGAUAUGUUCGUAGAUGGUUAACAGAUGCUUCACCAUUAGAGCGCACAACUGCACUGGAAUUGAUAGACAAACUCUACCGUGAGACAAACGAACAAGACCAACUAACUGAUACUCAAUUUCAAAUCGUUAUGAAACGAGCUAAGAACAUUAAUCGGGAUCAAAACAAAACACCACACCCCGUGUUUUCUCAAAGUGAUGGUUCAACGCAUCUCAAGUAUUUAGAUCUACUGACUAAGCAAGAAAGAAGAGAUCAUUGGAUGUAUUGCAGUUGGCACCACUUACCUCCUUACAGAAUAUCAAGUACGGCUAAAUAUGACUACCCUGGGUCACAUUAUUUACAUUUAUUGGAAAGACAACCGAAAGAAUAUGUUAUUCAUCCUGACUUAGGUUAAAGAUAGAGAAAUAAAUACUUAACAUUUUCAAAAGAGAGUUCCAAAGUAGUGGAACAAAUCUGUAAAAAUUUUUUUGUUGGAUAUUAAUGUAUAUACAUAGUAUCAAAUUAAAGACUCACAUUAGAAGUUUAAAAAUGUCUUUCCCAUGGAGAGACCCUAGUCAUAUAUUGUCAUGUAAUUUAAAUACCAAGAAUAUAAAACCAAUUACGUUUA